GGCGGGGCGGGGCGGGGCGAGGCGGGCCUCGGCGGGGAGGAUGUGGUGGCUAUAAAAGCCCCACCCAGGUCAGGCAGCUCCGCUCUGCAUUUGGGGACGCUCGCAGCGCUCAGCGCCCGGCCCAGUUUCUUUGACAAUGUCUACCGUUCAUGAAAUUCUGUGCAAGCUCAGCUUGGAGGGUGAUCACUCCACACCCGCAAGUGCAUAUGGGUCCGUCAAAGCGUACACCAACUUUGAUGCUGAGCGAGAUGCUCUGAACAUUGAGACGGCCAUCAAGACCAAAGGUGUGGACGAGGUCACCAUCGUCAACAUUUUGACCAACCGCAGCAAUGAACAGAGACAGGACAUUGCCUUUGCCUACCAGAGAAGGACCAAAAAGGAACUUGCAUCAGCGCUGAAGUCAGCCUUGUCCGGCCACCUGGAGACAGUGAUUUUGGGCCUAUUGAAAACACCUGCUCAGUAUGACGCUUCCGAGCUGAAAGCCUCCAUGAAGGGCCUGGGGACUGACGAGGACUCCCUCAUUGAGAUCAUCUGCUCAAGGACCAACCAGGAGCUGCAGGAAAUUAACAGAGUCUACAAGGAGAUGUACAAGACCGAUCUGGAAAAGGACAUCAUUUCCGACACAUCUGGCGACUUCCGCAAGCUGAUGGUUGCCCUGGCCAAGGGUAGAAGAGCAGAGGACGGCUCUGUCAUUGAUUAUGAACUAAUUGACCAAGAUGCCCGGGAUCUCUAUGAUGCAGGCGUGAAGAGGAAAGGAACUGAUGUUCCCAAGUGGAUCAGCAUCAUGACUGAGCGGAGUGUGUGUCACCUCCAGAAAGUAUUUGAAAGGUACAAGAGCUACAGCCCCUAUGACAUGCUGGAGAGCAUCAAGAAGGAGGUCAAAGGAGACCUGGAAAAUGCUUUCCUGAACCUGGUCCAGUGCAUUCAGAACAAGCCACUGUAUUUUGCUGACAGACUGUACGACUCCAUGAAGGGCAAGGGCACGCGUGAUAAGGUCCUGAUUAGGAUCAUGGUCUCCCGCAGUGAAGUGGACAUGUUGAAAAUUAGAUCUGAAUUCAAGAGGAAGUACGGCAAGUCCCUGUACUACUACAUCCAGCAAGACACCAAGGGCGACUACCAGAAAGCGCUGCUGUACCUGUGUGGUGGGGAUGACUGAACCCUGCGACAGCACUCACGUCCAGGUUGGGCGCUCCUGUGUCCCCAGCGAACAGUUACACGAUCAGCUUGCGACUAACUGCACCCCAUGCCUAUCCCUGGAGGACGGCCUUAGUGUCACCCGCCCCUCCCACGCCAUCCAUGUCUAGUUGCCUGGCUUUCUCCUCUAGUCUCUACUUUUAGCCAAAGAAAUAAACACUCCCAGGAGCUGGAAGUGAAAUCUAUGAUGUGAAACACUUUGCCUCUUGUGUAUUGUGUCAUAAACAGAUGAAUAAACUGAAUUUUUACUUUAGGAA
This is a messenger RNA of Phacochoerus africanus (Common warthog), 1451 nucleotides long. RefSeq names its product annexin A2 (gene ANXA2). The transcript has 13 exons. The record is from RefSeq and is a predicted model, not a curated record. The coding region runs from base 137 to 1156 and encodes 339 amino acids. Gene Ontology annotation, cellular component: cytoplasm. Lineage: Eukaryota; Metazoa; Chordata; Mammalia; Artiodactyla; Suidae. Gene Ontology annotation, molecular function: calcium ion binding; phospholipase inhibitor activity; calcium-dependent phospholipid binding.